AGAAGGGGAAAGACCCCAACGCUCCCAAGCGGCCGAUGUCGGCUUACAUGCUCUGGCUGAACGCCAACCGCGAGAAGAUCAAGUCGGACCAUCCUGGCAUCAGCAUCACAGACUUGUCCAAGAAGGCCGGGGAGCUCUGGAAAGCCAUGUCCAAGGAGAAGAAGGAGGAGUGGGAUCGCAAGGCGGAGGACGCCAGGAGGGACUACGAGAAGGCCAUGAAGGAGUACAGCGUGGGCAGCAAGUCGGAGAGCUCCAAGACGUGAGUGCGC
Molecule: messenger RNA, 269 nt
Organism: Pygoscelis adeliae (Adelie penguin)
Lineage: Eukaryota; Metazoa; Chordata; Aves; Sphenisciformes; Spheniscidae
Product: FACT complex subunit SSRP1-like
Exons: 2
Coding region: 36-263 (75 amino acids)
Molecular function (GO): transcription cis-regulatory region binding
Source: RefSeq, a predicted model, not a curated record